AUGGGCGAUACCAGGACACGGUCCUGUCUUGGUUGGAGCCGGGCUUUCUGUCAAGACAACGGUGCCGCUGACCCUGAGCGGGAGAAACGAUGGGCCGAAUUGUUCGAGCAAAUAGAUUUAAAUAAGGACGGGCGGAUCGACGUCAACGAGCUGCGGACCGGAUUGGCGGCUCGGGGUUUCCUUCGGAGCAAUGUGGAGGAGAUAGUGCAGGCAGGAGACACCAACAAGGAUGGCCAGCUGGACUUUGAAGAGUUCACUGAAUACCUGCGGGCCCAUGAGAAGGCACUGCAGCUCAUGUUCCGCAUUCUGGACCACAACAACGAUGGUCACAUAGAUCUGGGGGAGAUCCAGCGCUGUCUGCACAACCUGGGAGUGGAUGUGUCUGUGGAGCAGGCUUCCAUAAUACUGCAGAGCAUGGACAAGGACGGAACCAUGACCAUCGACUGGAACGAGUGGCGAGAUCACUUCCUGUUCAACCCCAUCCACAAUGUGGAGGACAUUGCCUACUUCUGGAAACAUUCUCUGAUGCUCGACAUUGGUGAGCAUCUGACUGUUCCAGAUGAGUUUUCGGAGCGGGAGAGGAAGUCUGGGGUGGUGUGGAGGCAGCUCAUGGCGGGGGCGAUGGCGGGGGCUGUGUCACGUACAGGCACGGCCCCCCUGGAUCGCCUCAAGGUCUUCUUACAGGUUCACGGCUCCAGGACCCCCCGGGGUAACCUGUGGACCAGUUUGCGUGGGAUGGUGCAGGAGGGCGGUGUUCGGUCCCUCUGGCGCGGGAACGGGAUCAACGUUCUCAAAAUCGCCCCGGAGUCCGCCAUCAAGUUCAUGGCCUACGAGCAGAUUAAACGGCUGAUGCGAGGGAACAACACAAACGCGUCCCUGCAAGUCCAGGAGAGGUUCAUCGCGGGGUCGCUGGCCGGAGCCACGGCCCAGACCAUAAUCUACCCCAUGGAGGUUCUGAAGACUCGGCUCACCCUGCGCAAGACGGGACAGUACUCUGGGAUGGGCGACUGCGCCAAGAAGAUCCUGUUGAACGAGGGCGUGCUGGCAUUCUACAGAGGCUACAUACCCAACACCCUGGGCAUCAUCCCCUAUGCUGGCAUCGACCUUGCCGUCUAUGAGACCCUGAAGAACGCCUGGCUGCAGCGGUACUCCGCAGGCUCACCGGACCCGGGGGUUCUGGUGCUGCUGGGCUGUGGUACCGUGUCCAGCACCUGCGGCCAGCUGGCCAGCUACCCGCUCGCUCUGGUCAGGACCCGCAUGCAAGCCCAAGCCUCGGUGGACGGCGCCCCCAAGCUCUCCAUGCUGGGCCAGUUCAAGCACAUCGUCUCCCAGGAGGGCGUCCCGGGGCUGUACCGCGGCAUCGCCCCCAACUUCCUAAAGGUCAUCCCCGCGGUCAGCAUCUCCUACGUGGUGUACGAGCACAUGAAGAAGGCCCUCGGCGUGGGCUCUUAGAGGGAGGAGCCAGGGAGGAGGAGGAGGAGGAGUGGUGGAGGCAGUGAUCGUGGGUGUGUGGUCGGGGUGGAGGAGCCCCCGUGGAUGGCUGGGUGUCAACGGAAAAGUCCCCAGUGGGAUGGGACACAGGAGAGGGGGGUGGGGGUUACCCUUGCCCCAUCCCUGAGUACCCUGACUCACGCGCAGACUGGUCCAGCAGCGUACCCGUAGAGAACGGGAAGAGUUUUCUGAGAUGUGAUCCAAGGAUCCAAGUGCUGCUGGGUCUUUUCCAUGGUAGUUUCUUACUGUUUUUGUACCAGGCAGAAACAGAACGCAAGUGGGCCAGUCAUAAGCUACACUUCUUGUGUUCCCGGCCGUUACGCCUGCACCUCAGGAACAGGUAACAUUCUCUUCUCUAGAACGCCCUCCUUCAGUGACAUCGUCGUACAGCAGAGGCAUUAAAGAACAGAAAGUUUAUAACUGCAGACUGGCAAAGUGCUGAAAACUACCCCUGCUUCUGUGUGCACUAACAGACUUUGAGCCCGAAAGAAAUGUGAAUGUGAAUAUUCAGACUACUGUGUGCAACAUGGUGGAUUGUUAUCCUGUAGGGGGAAAACCUGAAACCAAAGCAUCCCUUCAUGAUAAAUCAUGAUGUGUUGAAAUAUGAAGCCAAAAAAAACAGAAAUAUAUUUUGGUUUGUAGAAAUAGGUGUCAUAUCAAAAAUGAUAUAAAACCACUUUCGUUGAAAUAUGUACUUGUGCAGUUUUCAUUUUAAAAUGAAUCAUUUCAAUAUCCUUGAAACUACAGGUACUGUAUGAAGCUUGAAAAACAUUAUACGUACCUCAAUAUAUGCUGCACAUCUUUUUACACUUUUGAAAUUUCCCCCAUUUUGUGAUUUGAAACGGGACUCGUUUACAUCUGGAGUGGAUAUAAGAGGGACUGUACACAACACCAGUUUGCUGAACCAAGCUUGCUGAUGGAUUUGCACUUUUGAAUGUGCUAGUUCCUCCUAAGUGGUAAUGACUGAAAGUGCACUGCAUGAUGCUGCAUUAUUAUGUUUAGCAGACACUGCAAUCUGCCAUUUCAUAGGACUCUUAAUGUUAAUGUCAGAAAAUUGUUUUCUUUUUUGUCGCCGACACAACAAAGUGGGAAAACUUUACAAUAGGUCCUGUUGUGCCUGUUAGUGGCUGUAUAAACACCAGUUACCCAGACAACAACACAUCAGGAGGAUUCUGAACUUCUGGCUGACGUGGCAGCUGUGCGUGGCUUUUGUGCGCUUUUGUCGGUAUGCGAUGCGAGGGAUGAUUUCUUGAAGGAGCCGCACGUCCUCCAGCUUCCCCCGCCAGGUUGCGCGCCAGUGACAGGGCGUUUCCCGAACUUGUCUGUCGACUGGGGCUUCCCGCCUGGGAGUAUCGCAGCUCUGUAAGCCCAGGAGGGACAAACACGCGACCGCAUCGUGCAUUCCAAAUUUCUCGACAGACCCAGGUGCCGUAGGAGGUGGUUUUGGGAAACGGAGCCCAGAACCACAGGGCUUGAGGUCUGGAUCCCAAAUCCAGGCGCUUGCAUCUUACCCCUGAGCAAAGCCACCGACGCUUUCCUGAAUUGCUUCAGCACAUGCCCAGCUGUGUCUGUGAUUGAAUGAAGUGCGUGUAGAGGCUGUAAACCCCCCCUGGGUAUGGGAGCGCAUGCCUGGGAAUAAGAUUUUGUUGCCCUGUGUGUUUGGAGCUCGUCUUCAGCACCCCAGCUCACGAACUCGAGAGGCCUCCUUCUGGCUCUGGGAAACAAGCGAACGACAGACUGAUCACCGUGCAAACGUCGCGGGACCGCGCGUCGCGUUGGUCGCCGAUUUUUCUAAAGCCUGUACGGUUUCGCAAUCGCUGUUGUUGAACCGACCCUGAAGCGUGUACGCCCACUGUAAAGCUGUUCCCCGGCGUGGGAGGGCUGUUCCUCCCUGUGUUCAGGACAGCGGUGACGGUAACUCUGGUUCUCUGUACUAGUUCACUUGUGCGAUUCCAAACGUCGCCGCGAUCGCAAAAGUACUGUAAGGUUCACUAAAGCCAUUCAGUUCGCACAUCUCCCUUUGCAACAAAAAUAUAUAUUUUUCUCCAUAUACGGACAUCCACUUCUGCAAAAAAAUUACACAUCAAGAUUGACAACAUAUUGGAUGGCAGUCCUGAUAAUGUUUUAAGCCAUUACCUACACACAUCAGCGAUAUCAGGACAUGUCUCAAGCUUAUUGCUGAAAUAUGAAAUUGUUGCUUGGAAUGCACAAUAUAAUGUGAGUUGUACUGAGAAAUAUGUUGAAUAAUAUAUCGAGACGUGUUGGUAAAUAUGCCACUGAUUGCCGCUUGUGGCCUCAUUGGGAUGCAUCUGAAUAUAAUAGAAUGUAUUAAGCAAAAAUGAGAGUAUAUCGCUAUUUAUGGAAAAGAGACAUGGAUGGAGAGGGAGGGGAAUGCAGAAGGAGUGGGGGGAAAAAAGAUAAAUGAUGAGAAGAGGGAGGAAGAGAGGGGUGGGUGAGUGGCAGUUAAAGAUAGAUGCAGUAAGGGCUUGUGGCCGGAUGGAGGGUAGAGGGUGACCUGAAUGGGGUUCGGAGAUAAAAUUAUCCACCUUCCUGGAUCCUGAUCUCUUUUUUCCACCAAUGGAACUGCUGUACUUUGAGCAUGUAUGUGAAUGUCUGUGCUGACUGAAUGUAGUAUUUUACACUGGUCUAGAAUUAUCUAUAUUAUAUUAUCAAGACUUUGAAUGCUUGCUUUUAGAAACGUGGUUGUAAAUCUUUAUUCUCUGGUGAAUGGGGCAUGCCAGCAGAAUGCAUGGGGGUGGGGGGUGGGGGGUUUUGCCUAAGAUAAUUUAUAUUUUUGAAGAUUAGUAUCUAUUACCAGCAUGGCAAGUGCAUGUUUCAAUAAAGAGACAAUAUUAUAGUCUUGCUUUUUAACUGCUUAGACUGCCAGGAUUGUCUUGGAUAUGUAUGACUGGCAUGUUGUACCUGUUUUUGGGGGAACUCUCUCUCUCCAGGUGGCAGGAUUGGUUCCUGCUCCAUUCUUUAGUCAGGUCAGGUGGUGGGCACCACGUUUCACUGUGAACCGCCAUUUGUGUACUGGGAAUUGGGGGGGGGGGGGGGCGGAUGAAAAAAAGAAAUCAUCUAUUUAAUAUGUUAAUAUUUUAACAAAUAUUAUACAAAUGGACUAUCCAAAAAUGUUUUGCAGUUAUACCCCACAAACACUGGUGUGCUCAAAAGUUAGUUCAGAUGCCUUUUUUAUUAGGCAGUUCCUUAGCUCUGGGGGGUUAAAUAAGGGCUAUUUGGGGCAAAACUGUUUUUUUUUUUAAUGGAAGUAUUUUUAAAAUUUUGUUACCAACGCGUGGAGGUUGAGUGCUCUGAAAAGAAAACUUAUUUUUAAUGAAUUUCUUCCCUUUUUCCUGACAAUUUGUACUGCCCAGUCACACUCGCACUGCAACCUAUGCUGUCAUUGCGAGAGGGCAUACAGUCUUCUCCAAGGCACGUGAUGUCACCACCAUUUCCUUUCGCAUCGCAGCCAACGAGUCAGGCUCACACAGACAUGAGCACCAAUUAUGCAACUUCCUGCAGCGCCGCCAGUCACAGUUGGAACUGACAGCGUCUAGAUUCAGUACCAGACAGUGGGGCCCAUUCAUGUACUGCAGUAGCCCUUAUUCUUAUCCAGAGCAGUUAUACACCUGGUUAAGGACCCAGAUUAGCAGAAUCAGGUGUGUUAGCUGCCUGGUCGGAACAAAAGCCUGCAUCCACACACCGGCCCUUUCUGGAUGUAUUGAGGCCUUAAUAGGAUGAGCCACCUAGCAGUCUCCUCUGCUGAACUAAUUUUGCAUCUCUCCAUCGCAAUGUAAUCUUAACAUUUUAAGUACUUUCCCUUAAUGGUUAUGAUAAUUAAGAUGCACAGGUUAGUCAUCCAAUUCACUGGCAUUUUUUAAAGAUAUCUAAUUUGUCACAUUACUGUAACACACACACACACACAC
Molecule: messenger RNA, 5417 nt
Organism: Anguilla rostrata (American eel)
Lineage: Eukaryota; Metazoa; Chordata; Actinopteri; Anguilliformes; Anguillidae
Gene: slc25a23b
Product: solute carrier family 25 member 23b
Exons: 10
Coding region: 1-1452 (483 amino acids)
Biological process (GO): transmembrane transport; ATP transport; ADP transport
Molecular function (GO): calcium ion binding; ATP transmembrane transporter activity
Source: RefSeq, a predicted model, not a curated record